CUUGUGACGUUAUCUUCGUGCGCCCGAGCUGCUGGUGUGGUCUGCCGCGGCGGCUGAGCUCCGAGGGAAGCCUGUGGUCAUGGCGGAACCGAAGGCGCCGGAGCCGCUGGAGAUCGAGAGCAGGAUUAUUGAGCUGUGCCAUCAGUUUCCCCAUGGCAUCACAGACCAGGUGAUUCAGAAUGACAUGCCGCACAUGGAGGCUCAGCAGCGGGCCAUGGCCAUUAACCGGCUGCUCUCUAUGGGACAGCUGGAUCUUCUGAGGAGCAGCACUGGUCUUCUCUAUAGGAUCAAGGAAUCUCAAAAUGCAGGUAAAAUGAAGGGCUCUGACAACCAAGAGAAAUUGGUCUAUCAAAUUAUAGAGGAUGCAGGAAACAAAGGUAUUAGAAUUAGAAGCCUCUCUCUUCUUCCUGUUCCAGGUGGCCCACUCACCUGUGCACUCAACUUCGAUGAAUCAAUUUUUGUUUUUGAUGACUGCCAUGAAGGUGGCGAGAUAUCCCCAUCAAACUGUAUUUAUAUGACAGAGUGGCUGGAAUUUUAGCCAUGAAAUGUGGACCGUGUCGCCUGCCAGCAUCUGAUGACAUCAGUGAACCCAAUUUUUUU
Messenger RNA from Sphaerodactylus townsendi, 600 nucleotides. RefSeq names its product RNA polymerase III subunit F (gene POLR3F). The transcript has 5 exons. NCBI's taxonomy places the organism in Eukaryota, Metazoa, Chordata, Lepidosauria, Squamata, Sphaerodactylidae. Gene Ontology annotation, biological process: transcription by RNA polymerase III. The record is from RefSeq and is a predicted model, not a curated record. Gene Ontology annotation, cellular component: RNA polymerase III complex. Bases 80 to 538 code for a protein of 152 amino acids.